GCCCCCUCCCGCAAGCACUCCCACGGCACCGCAGGAGCCCAGUUAGCACAGCAAACCCAAUCAACAAGCCACAGUCACCCCCUUUUCCCCAAAAAUGACCUCCAGCUCUAGCGCGGAAGACUGUAACAGUCCCCAAAGGGCAUUAGUCUAGCAGGAAGUGAUGCCUGCACAAAGGGAUAGUCUUGGCUACUAAAACCUACGCCGAGCCUCCUGGAGACCCGGCCGCGCCACCUCCCUCCGGUGCAUCUACUCUCUCCUUCACCAAACGCGAAGAAAAGAAGAAACGCGAGAUGCCGGUGCAGAGGCGUGGUCUCACCCUGACCAAUGGGAAGUGAGGGCGUGACCCUAAGCUUUUCUUUCAUUGGCCCAGGGUCCCAGGGCUUCCAGGUCUUGGCGCGCCGUGGCUGAAAUCGCGCAGGCGUCAGAACGCGCUCUCAGCUUCGGGUCCUGCAGCUGCGGCUUCCGCCAUCAUGGUGCGGAAGCUUAAGUUCCACGAGCAGAAGCUGCUGAAGCAGGUGGACUUUCUGAACUGGGAGGUCACCGAUCACAACCUGCACGAGCUCCGCGUGCUGCGGCGUUACCGGCUACAGCGGCGGGAGGACUACACGCGCUACAACCAGCUGAGCCGUGCCGUGCGUGAGCUGGCGCGGCGCCUGCGCGACCUGCCCGAGCGCGACCCGUUCCGCGUGCGUGCUUCCGCUGCGCUGCUGGACAAGCUGUAUGCUCUCGGCCUGGUGCCCACGCGCGGUUCGCUGGAGCUCUGCGACUUCGUCACGGCCUCCUCCUUCUGCCGCCGCCGCCUUCCCACCGUGCUCCUCAAGCUACGCAUGGCGCAGCACCUUCAGGCUGCCGUGGCCUUUGUGGAGCAAGGCCACAUACGCGUGGGCCCUGACGUGGUUACCGACCCCGCCUUCCUUGUUACCCGCAGCAUGGAGGACUUUGUCACUUGGGUCGACUCGUCCAAGAUCAAGCGGCACGUGCUGGAGUACAACGAGGAGCGCGAUGACUUCGAUCUGGAAGCCUAGCGGCUCUCCCACUCCACGGCUGUCUUCUACAGAUGGGAAAACUGAGACCUAAUGUUGGAGAUUCUCUGAGGGUGCUCUCCCCAAGGGUGUCAGACGGUUGUAGGUUCUUAAGAACUUGAUACAUCAAGGGCAGGCCGUGCACAGAGCCACGGGAGGUGCGUCCUUGUUUUCCAGGAAAUGUUCUUAGAACUUGGACUACUGAUUUUUGUGCCUUGGGAAACAGUGGGAAGUAACUUGGUGCUGCUCUGGGGUAUUGUUGGCUUCUUGCGUUGGAAACUUUGUAAUGUAAAAGCAAAAACUACAAAUCCCCACGCUCUGUUUCCCUUUAUCGUCUUAUAGCUGGACUGGUUCCAUUCAUUUAACUCGAAUUCUUGCUCCUGUCCAUGGGGUUAAGCUGUGUAGAGACGAUGGGGAGUUUGGUGGACUCAAAUUUUUAUAAACUCAGUGAGACUAGUGUGUUCAGGAUCUCCUCCCUUGUUUAAAGGAAUGCUUUCCUAAUGCCAAUAAAUGACUCAGCCGCUUUGUAAGUGCAACUUUU
Messenger RNA from Sapajus apella (tufted capuchin), 1563 nucleotides. RefSeq names its product IMP U3 small nucleolar ribonucleoprotein 3 (gene IMP3). Gene Ontology annotation, molecular function: rRNA binding; structural constituent of ribosome; snoRNA binding. Bases 471 to 1025 code for a protein of 184 amino acids. The transcript has a single exon. Gene Ontology annotation, biological process: rRNA processing. Gene Ontology annotation, cellular component: small ribosomal subunit; Mpp10 complex; small-subunit processome. NCBI's taxonomy places the organism in Eukaryota, Metazoa, Chordata, Mammalia, Primates, Cebidae. The record is from RefSeq and is a predicted model, not a curated record.